Messenger RNA from Diaporthe amygdali, 261 nucleotides. RefSeq lists its product as uncharacterized. The record is from RefSeq and is a predicted model, not a curated record. NCBI's taxonomy places the organism in Eukaryota, Fungi, Ascomycota, Sordariomycetes, Diaporthales, Diaporthaceae. The transcript has a single exon. Bases 1 to 261 code for a protein of 86 amino acids.
AUGUCGAGCCAAACACAAACUCUCACGGAUCCUAGCAGCGACCAAAACUCCCCAAUGGACAUGAACUACAGCUCGUCUUACGUUGUCUACAUCUUCCUAGGGCAGAAACCCCCAGGCCAGUAUGAUAAUUGGGUCAGAAUGACGAGAGCAGACUUGGAAAAUGUCAACACGUUCAAACAAGCCUUGACCCGCGCAAUCAAAACUUGCUUGGACGCAGGGAUGACACACUACUACCCGUACUUUGGGGACGUCAUAAUGUAA